Messenger RNA from Candidozyma haemuli, 2043 nucleotides. Its product is annotated as aminopeptidase P. The transcript has 2 exons. The record is from RefSeq and is a predicted model, not a curated record. Gene Ontology annotation, molecular function: metalloaminopeptidase activity. The coding region runs from base 1 to 2043 and encodes 680 amino acids. Lineage: Eukaryota; Fungi; Ascomycota; Pichiomycetes; Serinales; Metschnikowiaceae.
AUGUCUGUGGCUCAGAGAAGAGUGUCCAGGGCCGAGUGUACUAACUGUACAUGUUCGCCUGGCUUGUUAUCGAGGAACAGAAGAUCGUCUACUUUUGCUAAGAGAAUCUCUAUCAAGAGGUUCAACUCCCAGCUGGGUUCCCCUAAGGGUUCCCGUAAGGGCUCCGUCUACACUAUCGACGCUGCUUCUUUGUGUGUACCUGAGGUGAAGGAGGUGAACACCUCGCUUAGGUUGGAGAAGCUCAGGAAGUUGAUGGCCGAGAACGACUUGGGCGUUUACGUGGUGCCUUCUGAAGACCAGCACCAGUCCGAAUACGUCGCUCCUGUUGACCAGAAGCGUGCUUUCAUUUCUGGCUUUUCUGGAAGUGCCGGUGUAGCUGUUGUCACCAGAGAUGUGAACAGUUUUGGUGACGUUCCUGAGGGUUCGGCUGCCUUGGCUACUGACGGCAGAUACUUCACUCAGGCUACCAACGAAUUGGACUUCAACUGGACUUUGUUGAAACAAGGCUUGAAGGAUGUGCCUUCUUGGGAAAAAUGGGCCGUUCAGCAAGCUAUUCAGUUAUCGCUGGAUUCAGGCAAGUUAGUGAAGAUCGGUGUCGACCCCAAGUUGAUUAGUUUCCUGACAUUUGACAAGAUUACCAAGACCAUCGAAGAAGAACUGAAGAAGAAUACUGAAGCUAAUGUUGAGCUUGUUCCCAACAUUAUCAAGGUUCUCGACAAAAAAUACGCUGGUGAAGACGUCAAGUCUAAAAUUGCUAAAGUUAUUGAAGCGAUUAAAGAAAAUUCAUCUGAUGGAAUUGUUAUCAGUGCAUUAGACGAAAUCGCUUGGCUCUUGAAUUUGAGAGGAAGCGACAUCCAGUAUAAUCCCGUUUUCUACAGUUAUGUUAUCAUCGAUGCCGACAAAAAGACAGUUACCCUUUACGCCAACAACAAGAAAUUUGACACGCCCGUCAGCCUGCAUUUGGAGAGCAAUAACGUUAAGCUCAGGCCAUACGAGGCCUUCUGGGAAGAUCUCUCCAGCUUAUCGAAGAAGUUCAAGGAAUCGAAGAAGAAGUUUUUGUUAAAUGACAGUACCGCCUCAUGGGAAAUCGUGCGUACCCUAGAUUCAGGGCAUGAAUCAGUGUCGCCAUCGCCUGUGGAAGAUCUAAAAGCCGUGAAAAAUGAAACUGAAUUGGAAGGUGCCAAAAAGGCUCACUUGAAGGAUGGAAGAGCAUUGUGUAGGUUCCUCGCUUGGCUUGAAGAUGAAAUCUCCAACAAGGUUGAGCUCAUCAACGAGAUCGAGGCAGACCAGAAGUUGUUUGAAUUCAGAUCCCAAGAAGAGAACUUUGUUGGCUUGUCCUUUGAUACUAUAAGUGCUUCCGGCGCAAAUGGUGCUAUCAUUCAUUACAAGCCAACUAAAGAAGCAUGUGCUACGAUUGAUCCCUCGAAGAUAUACCUUAACGAUUCCGGUGCUCAGUUCUUGGAAGGAACCACCGAUACGACCAGAUGCAUUCACUUUGGCAAGCCAUCCCAAGAAGAGAUUGACAAUUACACUUUGGUUUUGAAGGGUAAUAUUGCAUUGGGUAGCUUGAAGUUCCCUGAGAAGACUCCUAUCAACGAUACUGUUGCCAGACAAUACUUAUGGAAACAAGGAAAGGACUUUGGUCACGGUACUUCCCAUGGUAUUGGUGCUUACUUGAAUGUUCAUGAGGGACCAAUUGGUCUUGGACCAAGAGCCAACCCAAAGAACCUCUUGAAGGCUGGUCAUUUGAUCUCUAACGAACCAGGUUACUACGAAGAAGGCGAAUACGGUAUCCGUAUUGAAAAUGUUAUGUUUGUCAAACCAAGCGGGUUGGAAUACGCUGGUAAGAAGUUCCAUGAAUUCGAGACAGUUACAAGAGUCCCAUUCUGCCGUCGUUUGAUCAACGAGAAAUUAUUGACUAAGGACGAGAAGAAUUGGAUCAACAACUACCACGAAACGAUUUGGAAAGAUUUGAAUGCUACUUUCAUCAAGAACACCGUCGAGUGGUCUUGGUUGAAGAGAGAGACAGCCCCAUUGAAGUAA